This is a messenger RNA of Dentiscutata heterogama, 157 nucleotides long. Lineage: Eukaryota; Fungi; Glomeromycota; Glomeromycetes; Diversisporales; Gigasporaceae. The record is from the annotation of a GenBank genome assembly.
UGUGUUUUGGAAGUUGGCCGGCGAGAGAUCGGAUAUAGUAAAAUUGGUCGUGAAGGGUUGGGAUGGGUGACUGAUUGUAUUGAUUAUUUUGUUCAUUCUUUUCAAGUCGAAGUGCAAUUUGUUGAAGGUUAUUCCAUAGUUUAUCCAUUAAGGCUUG